GGUAGCUUCGGGACGGAAAUUCGAUCAGAACAGCAACAUAUGACAUACUAUCAAUCAAACUGUUCCAGUAUAGAUGUAAAAUGGUCGGCAUUGAACAAAGUCCGUGAGGAAGGAAUAUGUUCUCGCAUAAUGUAGAUGAAUAAGCGCAUACACAAUGAUAUGGGCGUGUUUACGCAUAAAUUAGUGAAAUGAGCGCGUGCCAUAGAACGAAAGUAGUAUAAUUUGGUAAUUAAGCAUGGUAAGAAUAGACUUCAACCUUAAGUUUAUACAGGAGCGGUCAGCAACUUUACAAAUGAAGGUCGCGUUUGCCUUUAAGAAUAAAGAUGCCACAAUUUGUCUUACUAUGUAAGAAGGUACAGUAAAACAGGACAGUGCUGAUGGCACUUAUAAUUAUAUAUAACUGUUAUUUUAAAGGUUUCGACUGUAUCUUAUUUAACAAAGAGUGACUAGGGAAAAGAAUGUAGACUUGGUUCAGUUCAUGACGGGAAAGAGAAAAUAAUUUGCUCAUUGCAAUUCGGGAAAAUCUAUUCAUGUUCAUACUAUUUGCGCAUUAGUUAAUUUUGAAUUGCCAGUGACUUUCAAAUUUUAAUUUGCAGUUUGAACUGAUGUUAAUUAUGCGAUAUAUUGUAUAAGAUCAAGCAUGGAUCGUGUAAAUAAAGAAAAUAAUUCGGAUGACUGUCACUGUGCAGAUCUAAGCAUUGAUAUGAGUACAAUAAAAACUGGCACAACAAAUGAAAGUGAAAGAAUAAAAGGAGACGACACUACAAACCCUCUAGCAGACGACACCGAACACUUUUCAGCAGACGGUACUGAAAACCCUGCCGCAGACGACAUUGAAACUGAAGAGUUUGUUGACAACCCGUUGCUAUACAACGUAAAUGAAGUUCCGCCGGUAGCAAUACUGUUUUCCGUAGCUAUGCAGAAUAUUUUGUUAGGGUUGGGCGGGGCUUUGACAACUGCUUACGUCAUUUCCGACGUCAUUUGUGCCGCACCUGAUCAUCCAAUCAGAGCAAAGCUGUUCUGUACAUCAUUGUUCAUGACAGGGAUAUGUACGACACUUCAACCCUUGAUUGGAAUACGAUUGUCCAUUUUUCAAGGGGUGUGUUCCACCUUUCUGAUUCCAUUAAUGGCAAUGAGAAGCGACAGUCGAUGGCAAUGCGACAACUUGUUCAGAAAGGGGGCCGGUGUUGCAUCUUACAAUAUGUCGGGUAGUGGAAACAGUUCUUUGUUAGAAUCCUCAGCAGACGAUGAGAUGUACUUCAAACUUCGGGAGAUGAUGGGAUGCCUUAUCUAUGCAUCUUUAUUUGAAGUGUUUGUCGGGUUUACAGGAAUUGUCGGCAUAUUACUUAGGUUUAUCGGACCUUUAACAAUAUCGGUUGUCAUAUCUUUAAUUGGGUUGUCUUUGUAUAAAAUACCAAUGAUAUAUAUUCGAACCCACUGGGGCUUGUCAUCAGUAUGCAUAAUUCUAAUAAUUUUGUUUAUGCUAUACUUUGGUCGUGUAGCUAUUCCAUGUCCACCGUUUUGUGCGUCAAAGAAAAGUAAAGGAAAUAAAGUGUCAAUAUUUCAGAUGUUUCCGAUAUUGCUGGGCAUUUUGAUCACAUGGUUGUUAUGCGGGAUUCUUACCGCCUCCGGUGUGUUUCCGGACGACCCGGACCGUCUCUCUUACCGGGCUCGAACUGACGUCAGAAAUGAGAUUAUAUUUGCAUCACCAUGGUUCUAUGUACCAUAUCCGGGUCAGUUUGGGUCACCUUUGUUCAACUCGACCAUAUUUGUUGGUUUCCUGUCUGCUGUAAUUUCAUCAAUCAUGGAAUCUAUUGGUGAUUAUUACGCCACGGCAUAUGUAUCAAGAUCACCGCCACCUCCAACUCACGCCAUUAACCGUGCCAUUCUCCUCGAGGGUUUGGGAAGCCUAAUUUCGGGAACUUUAGGGGCGGGUCAUGCAACAACGUCAUCAACCUCACAUGUUUCAUUAAUUGGUAUUAGUAAGGUCGCUAGUAGAUCAUGUAUGAUCACGACAGGGAUAUUGUGCCUAGCUUUGUCUUUAAUCAGCAAAUUUGGGGCGGUGCUUUCCACUAUGCCCGAUCCUGCUAUAGGUGGCGCCAUGUUUGUUACAUUCGGAAUACUCGGGGCUAUAGGAAUAUUCUCAUUGCGAUCUGUCGAUUUGACGUCAUCCCGAAAUUUAGCGGUGUUCGGAUUAUCUCUAUACACAGGGAUUGUUAUUCCGGAAUGGGUAGAACGGUACCCGGAGGCUAUAAAUACGGGUAACAGCACAUCUGAUGGUAUUGUUAAAGGUAUGCUAGGGACACCAAUGUUUUUAGGAGGGCUUGCAGCAGCCAUAUUAGACAAUACCAUAAGAGGAACUAAGGAGGAGAGGGGUUUCCGCAGCCGACAUCAUGAUGUAGGAGAUAAGUUUUACACAAUAUCGGCAGACGACAAUUAUAAUCUUCCAUAUAUAGCCACAGCUAUAAAAGCAUUUCCUUUCUUCCAAAAACUACCAUUUAUUCAAAAAUAUGAAUGAUUCGAAUAUGUACAUGUACUCCUUUAGAAUUUAUCUUUUUAGUCAGAAUAAAUCAUAUGAAAAAAACUUUGUGUAAUUUUAUUAGACUUCAACUUUCGUCUGGGAUGACGU
Molecule: messenger RNA, 2629 nt
Organism: Ruditapes philippinarum (Manila clam)
Lineage: Eukaryota; Metazoa; Mollusca; Bivalvia; Venerida; Veneridae
Product: solute carrier family 23 member 2-like
Exons: 11
Coding region: 641-2518 (625 amino acids)
Biological process (GO): transmembrane transport
Cellular component (GO): membrane
Molecular function (GO): transmembrane transporter activity
Source: RefSeq, a predicted model, not a curated record